AUGUCCAGACCCCUCUGCCGCUCCCUGGAGCCUGCUCAGGUCAGGGCACUGGUGCCAGCAGGGGACAGGGCAGGUCUGCUCAUUUCCGUCUUCCUGCUGAAGAGGGACUUCGGCAUGAAGAUGCCGAAGGAUGCUGGGACAUUGAAACUCAACACCCUGCAGGGCCCCAGUGUCCCAGCCAUCACCUCCCUGUGGCCAGCAGUGGUGGAGUCUGAGCGAGGGGAGGAAAUGGAGCUACCUGUGGCCGGCCACAGUGGUCCUCCUAGGAAGGCUCCUUUCCAAGAGGAUGCAAGGCCAGCAACCUUCCUUGGGGUCAGCCCACAGGAAAAAAAUGCCAUUGGCCCUGCCAAACCCAUCACCGACUGCUCCCUACGAUGGCCCAAUGCUCCUGGAGUUUCCUCAUUCAUACGCUUUACAGUGCAGAUUGCUGAGAUCCAGGGGGAGUGGGUUCCACAAAUCCCACCCUGGGUGGGCUGCUAUUCCCUGACUGCUGCAGCCCAGAACCCUGACCCCAAAGACAGAGGUGGACAAAGGCUGUGUGGUCCCCAGAGGCUGUCUCGGAAUGCCUGGCAGCGGUCGGUGUCGGCACCGCCAAGUGCCAGGAGAGUGGAAACUGGCGUGGCCCAUGGAGAGGGGUGUGAGGAAUGCUUCCUCACGGAGUCUUCCUUAACCUUGGCAGUGAGUGAGGCCGACCCGUACGUGAUCCUACAGCUGUCGACCGUGCCUGGAAUGAAGUUUAAGACCAAGACGCUCACCGACACCAGUCAUCCUGUGUGGAAUGAGGCCUUCCAUUUCCUUAUCCAAAGUCAGGUCAAGAAUGUUCUGGAACUUAGCAUCUAUGAUGAGGACUCAAUCACGGAGGAUGACAUCUGCUUCAAGGUUCUCUAUGAUAUCUCAGAAGUCCUCCCUGGCAAGCUGCUCCGGAAAACCUUCUCCCAGAGUCCCCAGGGAGAGGAGGAGUUGGAUGUGGAGUUCCUGAUGGAAGAAACGUCGGAUCGCCCAGAAAACCUCAUCACCAACAAAGUCCUUGUGGCCCGAGAGCUGUCAUGCCUGGAUGUGCAUCUGGACAGCGCAGGUAGCACCACUGUGGUUGCAGAUCAGGACAAGUUAGAGCUGGAGCUGGAGUUGAAGGGGUCCUAUGAGGACACACAGACAUCCUCCCUGGGCACAGCCUCUGCCUUCCGCUUCCACUACAUGGCAGCCCUAGAGACAGAGCUGAGUGGGCGCCUGAGGAGCUCCACAAGCAAUGUCUGGAAUGGGGACAACUCAGCUCGGCGCCUCACUGUGCCCCUGAGGCCUUUGAUCGGGAAGGAGGUGACCAUGGAUGUUCCUGCUCAAGAUGUCCCAGGAGUGAGGCUGCAGCUCAAGGCAGAGGGCUGCUCCAAGGAGCUGGCCGUGCACCUGGGCUUCAAUCUGUGUGCAGAGGAGCAGGCCUUCCUGAGCAGGAGGAAGCAGGUGGUGGCCAAGGCCCUGAAGCAGGCCCUGCAGCUGGACGGAGACCUGCAGGAGGACGAGGUACCCAUCGUGGGCAUCAUGGCCACAGGAGGAGGUGCCCGGGCCAUGACCUCGCUCUAUGGCCACCUGUUGGCCCUGCAGAAGCUGGGCCUGCUGGACUGUGUGACCUACUUCAGUGGCGUCUCGGGCUCUACGUGGACAAUGGCCCACCUGUACGGGGACCCUGAGUGGUCGCAGAAGGACCUGGAGGAACCUAUCCGAUAUGCCCGGGAGCACCUGGCCAAGAGCAAGCUGGAGGUCUUUUCCCCAGAGCGCCUGGCGAGUUACCGCCGGGAGCUGGAGCUGCGGGCUGAGCAGGGCCACCCCACAUCUUUUGUGGACCUGUGGGCGCUAGUGCUGGAGUCCAUGCUGCACGGCCAGGUGAUGGAUCAGAAGCUGUCAGGACAGAGAGCCGCCCUGGAACGGGGUCAGAACCCUCUGCCCCUCUACCUGAGCCUCAAUGUCAAAGAGAACAAUCUGGAGACGCUGGACUUCAAGGAGUGGGUUGAGUUCUCCCCCUAUGAGGUCGGGUUCCUGAAGUACGGAGCCUUCGUCCCUCCUGAGCUCUUCGGCUCCAAGUUCUUCAUGGGACGGCUGAUGAGGAGGAUCCCGGAGCCCCGGAUCUGCUUUCUGGAAGCCAUCUGGAGCAACGUUUUCUCCCUGAACCUGCUGGACGCCUGGUAUGACCUCACCAGCUCUGGGGAGUCCUGGAAACAGCACAUCAAGGACAAGACCAGGAGCUUAGAGAAGGAGCCCCUGACCUCCUUGGAGACCUCGUGGCUGGAGGCCUCAUGGCUGCAGCCGGGCACGGCGCUGGCCCAGGCAUUUAAAGGGUUCCUGACCGGCAGGCCCCUCCACCAGUGCAGCCCCAACUUCCUCCAGGGCCUCCAGCUACACCAGGACUACUGCAGCCACAAAGGCUUCUCCACCUGGGCAGACUGCCAGCUUGACUCCACGCCCAGCCAGCUGACUCCCCAGGAGCCCCAGCUCUGCCUGGUGGACGCUGGCUACUUCAUCAACACCAGCUGUCCCUCCAUGUUCCGGCCGGGCCGCAGGCUGGACCUCAUCCUCUCCUUCGACUACUCUCUAUCUGCGCCCUUUGAGGCGCUGCAGCAGACAGAGCUGUACUGCCGGGCCCGGGGGCUGCCCUUCCCCCGGGUGGAACCCAGCCCUCAGGACCACCAGCAGCCAAGGGAGUGCCACCUCUUCUCAGACCCUGCCUGCCCCGAGGCCCCGAUCCUGCUGCAUUUCCCGCUGGUCAAUGCCUCCUUCAAGGACCACUCAGCUCCCGGUGUCCAGCGCAGCCCCGCAGAGCUCCAGGCUGGCCAAGUGAAUCUCACUGGGGCUACCUCCCCGUACGCCCUGUCCAACAUGACCUACAAGGAGGAAGACUUCGAGCGCCUGCUACGGCUCAGCGACUACAACGUGCAGACCAGCCAGGGUGCCAUCCUGCAGGCCCUGAGGACCGCACUGAAGCACCGGGCCCUAGAGGCGAGGCCUCCAGGGGCACAGACCUGAGGCUGCUCAGAGCCCCCAGGACCCUGAGGGCCACAAUCUGACCCUCCAGGGCCUGCGGGCAUAACCUGAUCUGCAGCUGGGCUCAGCCACAGGCCUUCCCGGCUGGAGUUCUAGGCACUCCCAGGCCUGGGUGACCUCUGCAGCUGGUCUCACUGCCCAGAGGGAACUGCAUCCAGUGCAGAGUUCUCCCUUACGUUCAUGGCUGGCUUGAGAAGAGUUGAAAAUAACUUCGCCAGGCCAGUGUGUGGAACAGCUGGUCCAACCAGGCAGACUUUCACACCACAAUUACUUCCAUGCCUGAGCAGAAUAGAUUUGAGGUGCAAGCUAGAGGCGGCAGAUCAGGAGUAGGAAGAGGAAGGACAG
Chlorocebus sabaeus (green monkey) is the source of this 3375-nucleotide messenger RNA. It is a transcript of the gene PLA2G4D, whose product is annotated as phospholipase A2 group IVD. Gene Ontology annotation, molecular function: calcium-dependent phospholipid binding; calcium ion binding. Gene Ontology annotation, cellular component: cytosol. The record is from RefSeq and is a predicted model, not a curated record. Gene Ontology annotation, biological process: glycerophospholipid catabolic process. NCBI's taxonomy places the organism in Eukaryota, Metazoa, Chordata, Mammalia, Primates, Cercopithecidae.